Messenger RNA from Thalassophryne amazonica, 2446 nucleotides. RefSeq names its product THAP domain-containing protein 5-like. The record is from RefSeq and is a predicted model, not a curated record. Bases 74 to 1435 code for a protein of 453 amino acids. The transcript has 5 exons. Lineage: Eukaryota; Metazoa; Chordata; Actinopteri; Batrachoidiformes; Batrachoididae.
CAUGUUUCGAAGCUUUUUCGAAGGUUUCAUGUGAGCAGCAGGAGAAAGUAGACAGGUGUACCGGCUGCCUGAGAUGCCAAAAUACUGCUGUGUUCCCAACUGUAACAACGCUGCUAACAGCGACAGGAGGAGCUUCUAUAAGUUCCCCCUCCAUGACCCACAGCGGCUGCAGCUGUGGCUGAGGAACAUGGGAUGUGAGAACUGGACUCCCUCCCGGUACCAGUACAUUUGCCACCAACACUUUACACCUUCUUGUUUCAAGGUGCGGUGGGGAAUCCGAUACCUUGAGAGUGACGCUGUGCCUACGGUGUUUCAGGAGACAACGAAACAUAAUGCCACAGACCAUAGCCAGAAGAAAGUGAAACAGCUUCGAGUUAACACUAAAGAAAGCAUAACAGUGUCAGGUGGUGGGACACCAGCAGCUGAUGCAGCACAACUACAGAGUUUAUUAGACUCGUCUCACCUGUAUGAGAACACUGUGGACCCAUUACAGCAGGAAGAAACUAGGCUAGUGGGAACAAGCGAAGAUACUGCAGGUUUUGUCCAGUUAAACCUGAAGCCACCAGCAUCAGUAGAUGGACUUCACAUGGAGGUUAAUUUCCCUGUAACUUUAUUCCAGAUGGUAAAUGGUCUAAAUGACUGUGGUGAGAACACCACAGUGGUGAUGAUGUGUGAAAAUCCUUCAGGGGAACAUCAGGAGAUGACUAUGAAUGGACUCACUACUGCCAUUUUAAGUCCAAGUCACGGGCUGGUUAUGAAUGACUCCACGCGUAUGGAUGAGCUUUCUUCCUACCUCACAGAUGAAGAUGUGAUUUAUACCACAGAGGACGUCUCCGCCAUUAAUGAUGAUGACGCGGCUCAAGUCAUCGCCUACUUUGAGACGAUACCCAAUGUUUUGGCAAGGGAAUUCACUGAGCAUGCUCUAAUCACUCCAGAAACAGUGCUGUCCUCUGCUCUGAGCUCCAAACCCAUUACAUCUACUCUGCCCAUAGUCUCCAAACACUUACGACCAUCCCCCCCAUCAGUAGCCCUCAAUACUGUGGAAAAACCUGAGAGCGAGGACUCCGAAGGACAAGACAGCAGCCAAGAGGACAUCACUGACCAGGAUGACCUGCAGCUUGAGGAGCACUGCUACUACAAGAACAGGGUGAGUAAGGAGAAACUGGAGGCCAUCGUUGCUGGACUGCAGAAGAAGCUCAAAGUGCUGCAGCAGAAACACCGCCGCCACCUGGACAAACUUGUUGCAUUGGAGAACACGGUCAGUCAGCUGAGACAGACGAACCUGCUGCAUGAGGAGCGACUGCAGCUGCUUGAGAGGGCUUACAUUCAGACCGCUGCAGCAGUGACCGAUCCAGGUCAGACUGUCGCCAUCAUCUACGAGGACGACGACACCACCUACGUCUGCACUCCACUGACUGAUACAGAGAAGCUGUGAGGACAAAACAAAAUGGACAUGCCGACCACGAUGAGACUCAUAUCCCAAGUGGGAGUGGCUACAGGUACGAAACAUUUCCAUGUGUGGCCAGCAAUAGUACUGAGUGGGCGGUACCCUUACAGACUGAGCAGCUGUGACAGAACCCAGAUGUAUUAAAAAUGUAUCGCAGUACUUAUUUAAUUACCAGACACAUAUCAGAGCCCUAAAAAUUUUGACGGUCACAUUCAGAUUACUGCUACGUAUGCUCGGCACGUUUCACCUCAGGGAAGCAAAAUUAUACUCAAAGCAACAAAAAUCUGUUACCAAAUAUUACUUGCCUUCUGUGACUCCCCACCUCCCCCCACCCAUCCUCAAAUGUUUUUGCCUGUAGUCAGUCAAAGAGUCAGAGGUGGGACGAAGUCACUGUCAAGUUAUUCUCAAUCAUCAAUCUGCAAGUCCCAAGUCAAGUCUCAAGUCAGCUUGCAAACAAUUGGUUUUAAUUAUGACUUGGGACUUGGUGACUUCGUUUCACCUCUGCAAAGAGUACAUAUUACUCAGCGUUGUCAGUUAUGAUUUGGCUUUUGCUGUCAGUGAAGCUUUAACAUCUAUCAGGUGCUGGAGAAUUUAUAUAUGUGUGUAUAUAUACACACACACUGGGUUGUGCCGUAGCCCCUCACCGUGUCAGAGUGCUGUGCAGGCGGUAUUACUGCUUGGUAUGCACAGGAAUGUCUCGUAUCUGUAGCCACUCCCGCUUGGGAUAUGAGUUUCACAAUUGUAGGCAUAUCCAAAAAAUACAAAUUAAAAAACACUCACACCUGUGCCAAAUAAACUGUGACUAAUAAAAAACAGAAAGCUGUGUUUGUAUGGUGCCAACUCUGGGACAAAGGGGUUUUUUUUUAAAUGGAAUGUUUGAUUUUUUGCGCUUGAACUCUGCAGAAUACAGCAGUGUAUUCAGAAUAACAGUGCAUGUAGGCAGAUCUUUUUAAAUUUUAAUAAAAUUUUGAUUCCAUUAUGAAUUCUUCUGAAUGAAAA